UGUUAUGUUUCUUCCUGCUGGCGAUUGCUAAAAAAAAAAAAAAAAAAAAAAAGAAGCUACGUUGGUGGUGUCAUCGUCUUAUCCGUUUUGGGUUUGACAACAGAAACAACAACCCAAUUUCGUGUUCAGCCACGAAUACUUAUUCUCACUGGGGUCUCUGGAGAGAUGAACAACAACGGGAAUAAGAGAGCUCCAACUACAGCCACUCAGCGUCUUAAGCAGGAUUACCUCAGGAUUAAGAAAGACCCUGUGCCUUACAUCUGUGCAGAACCUCUUCCCUCCAACAUCCUAGAAUGGCACUAUGUCGUCAGAGGUCCUGAGAAAACUCCAUAUGAAGGAGGAUAUUAUCAUGGAAAACUCAUAUUUCCCAGAGAAUUUCCCUUUAAACCACCUAGUAUCUAUAUGAUAACGCCCAACGGGAGAUUUAAGUGCAACACAAGGUUAUGUUUGUCCAUCACAGACUUCCACCCGGACACGUGGAACCCCGCGUGGUCCGUCUCCACCAUCCUCACAGGUUUGCUCAGCUUCAUGGUGGAGAAAGGACCCACCCUGGGCAGCAUUGAGACGUCCGACUACACGAAAAGACAGCUGUCAGCCCAAAGUCUGGCCUUCAACCUCAAAGACAAAGUGUUCUGCGAGCUGUUUCCUGAUGUAGUUGAUGAGAUGAAGCAGAAACAGAAAGCCCAGGAGGAGUUAAGCGCCCGCACCCAGCCCCUCCCGCUGCCCGACGUGGUGCCGGACGGCGACCCUCAGCACGCCCACUACGGCCUCCCGGUCCUCAACGGGGGCGCCGUGCCGUUAGGCGGCGCCAACCCCGCCCCCGGCCUGCAGCAGGCCAACCGCAACCAUGGACUUCUCGGCGGGGCCCUAGCCAAUCUGUUUGUGAUUGUAGGCUUCGCAGCAUUUGCCUACACAGUCAAAUACGUGCUGAGGAGCAUAGCCCAGGAGUGAGAGGAGCCGGGCGUCGUAGGGGCCAUGUAGUGGACUCCACAUUCUACAAACACACUACGUGGGGGGGGGAUGUUCAGUCCUGGCUUAAAACCCGUCCACGACCACCACCACCACCACCACCACUACCACAACCACCAUGGACUUUGGAAGACAGAUACUCAAAGCCCACCCACCCAGAAAGGACUGAGAGGAGGAGCGGGGAGGUGGGGGAGUGGACAUGAGUGGCAGCGGGGGCCGGGGGGGGUUGAAGGGGGUUUAUUAAAACGGUUGUGAUCCACUUCUGUGCUUUCAGUGGUUUAUAUCACUUAGAGAAUCAAACUUGGCUCAUGGGUUGUGGAUAAAUGUAAAACUGUUCACAUGCAAAUAGGUAAUAGUGUGUCUCACUGUGCCUGAGGGUGAUUCCAGACGGUCACAUGUUUUAUAAAAAUACCGCCGACGUUGUGUAACUCAAACUUUAUGCAACUAAGGGACUCACUUGUCAUGUAAGUUGAUCAUCCGUCCCGUCUCCCACAUAGUUUUUCUCCCCCGUCGGGUUAUUUCUAAUAAUUCACGUGAUCACAUUACUCAGGGCGUGGAUUGUUGCUUAAUGGUGAUAAAAAUAAAAAAUAAUAAUGAUUAAAAAAAAAGAAAACGACCCACGUCUGCCUUUAACAUUCGGGACUGUGAACAUUUGAAGCCUUUAAAUCAACUUCAACAGCUUUAGUUUUGUUUUCGUGUUUAACAAUGAAAGGCGCUCGAGGGCGUUUGGUGUCACUGGUCCUUGACUCCAGAACCGGUUUGUCCUUCAUUUAUUUCCAUGACCCUGCGCAGGAAAAAUAUUAGAAUAUGUGAGUCAACGAAUGUGUGCUCUUUUUUUUUUCUUCUUUUUUUUUUUACCCCACACAGGAAACAAUAGCAGACCAACAGACAAACGCCUGCAAGACUAAAUAUAUUCUAAAGUAUUACGGUGACACACAGAAACGUGGUGGAAGUUAGGAUUCCACGGCCACGUCAUGCACUUGUCAGUACUUGUGCGUCUCAUCUUCUGUUUUCUGCAGCUGGAAUGAGACCUGCAUGUCUCUUCAAAUGUCGAUAAACCGCAUCAAAGCGUAACACGUGAGCCCCCCCCCCCCGAGUUUUUUCCCAUUAACCCAUGAGCCAAGCGGUGUCUGCACAGACACGAAGAGACCUGUCCCUUUUUUUAAAAUUGGCUUCGUAGACCAGUGUGGCACCAGUCCAUGUAGGUCACCACAAAGACACACAUAAAGAGAACCAAGUUUGUUUUUGUUUUUUUUUUCUUUUUCUGUACAUUACAAAUUUUCUUUUUGAUAUAUAUAUACAUAUUUUCUUUGUGUUUUUGUUCUCUUUAUUUAUAGAAACAGCCGGCUUGCCUGUUGUGUUUGCUAAGCAGGUCAGUGCAGGUGAACACACACACGUACAGGCAGACAGACAAACAGACAAUGGCCCCGGCUCAAAUAAUUGCUGGUAAUUUACUGUCGUGCAUUGCAUUUAGUAAAGAUGGUUCCACUCUGUAUCUAAUGUUGUAACAACGGCCUGAAAGCAGCAGAUAUUUCUUGUCUUUUGCUCUUCGUGUCUUUUCUCUGCACCAUCUCCAAAAAUGUGGGAAGGAGGGAGGGAGGGGGUUUAAGAAAAGGAAAAAAAAAAAUGAUGCUGAUGAUCUGAUGAUGGGGAGCGUUUGUGCGAUUGUACAGCAAAUCCCCCCAGUUUCCAUGCUUCAGUUAAUCUUGUGUGACAUUGUAUGUUUUCAUAGUAAAUGCUAAAUAAAUUCCUCUGCGCAGCAGGGCAUUUAAUAAAUCCGUUCCUUUCCGCAUA
Molecule: messenger RNA, 2763 nt
Organism: Mugil cephalus (flathead mullet)
Lineage: Eukaryota; Metazoa; Chordata; Actinopteri; Mugiliformes; Mugilidae
Gene: ube2j2
Product: ubiquitin-conjugating enzyme E2, J2 (UBC6 homolog, yeast)
Exons: 7
Coding region: 166-951 (261 amino acids)
Source: RefSeq, a predicted model, not a curated record